GCAGCGCGGUCUGCAGACCCACUGAGUCUGGCGGGGUGCCGAGGAGAGGCAGCAGGCAGCGGUAGCAGAGAUGGGCUCACACCUUUGAAUCACAAAUCAGCACCCCCACCCCUACCCCAGUCAAGCAUCUCGGGAGACACUGGAAGACCAAUUUUUGGAGGGGGUUUUGCUGGUGUUCCUCAUUAAGACCGGUAGACUACAGCUACCAAGAAGCAGGAGCGGCAAGGGUUAUAGUUGCAUUGUGACGUUCAGCACUCCUGCCGUCUCACCUGCACUGCCGGUGAAGAGGUCCGCUGUGAUAAAGAUGCAUCCAGAUAAGUACCUACCUGAGCUGGUGUCCGAGAAAAACAGCCUGGACCCCUCCUUUGUGCAUGCGGUGCGCCUGCUUGCAGAAGAGAUUGAAAAGUACGAAGGGGAUGAAUUAAGAAAAGAUGGUGACACCAAGAAAUACCUAGACAUUAUCAGCAAUAAAAACAUCAAGCUCUCCGAAAGAGUUCUCAUUCCUGUCCAACAGUAUCCAAAGUUUAAUUUUGUAGGGAAGCUGCUGGGACCACGGGGAAAUUCUAUGAAACGAUUACAAGAGGAGACAGGAGUGAAGAUGUCCAUCCUUGGCAAAGGGUCCAUGAGAGAUAAAGACAAGGAAGAAGAAUUAAGGAAAAGCGGGGAGGCCAAAUACGCCCAUCUGAGUAACGAUCUGCACGUUUUAAUUGAGGUCUUUGCUCCACCUGGAGAGGCCUAUUCCCGCAUGAGUCACGCCUUGGAGGAGAUAAAGAAAUUCCUAGUACCAGAUUACAAUGACGAGAUCAGGCAGGAACAACUCCGAGAGUUAUCCCUGUUGAACGGCUCUGACGAAUCAAGCAGAGGGAGGAGUGUUCAAGGGAGGUGUCUACGACCAACAACCGCAAUAACCACAAGGGGCCACAGAGGCGCGGGAAGGAGCGCGGCAACACCUCGGGGGACAGCGACGGCAGCACACAGCAAACUUCCCACGACAGUUUUGACGAGGGAGGUACAAGUCCCGAGAGCCAGAGGGGCAGCAGCAGCAAGUGUCGGAUACAGGCCCCCGCUGUUAGCAGUCACACAUGAAUCAUAUGACGACUAUGCCUACGACGACGGAUACGGUGGAGAGUAUGAUGAUGAGAGUUAUGAAGCCUAUGAAGAUAACUACAGCAAUCAGUCAAAGAGCAUUUCAGACUAUUAUGAAUAUGGGCAGGGAACCAGUGAUGAAUCCUACAACAACUAUGAGGAGGAGUGGGGAACUACCCGAGCCAGUCUCAAAGCCCCUGUUUUACGGCUGACGCGAGGAGGCUACAGAAAACAUCCUUAUGGCAGAUACUAAAGGUGGUCCAGACCUCCAAUUCUCAGCUAUUUAUAUCUAUUUUUUAAAUCCAUUAUAAAUGUUGUAACAGGUAUUUUAUUUUUGGCCCAUCUUCUUCAGAAAGUAAUAAGAAAAUCCCCACCCCCACCCCCAUAAAGCGCAUAAAGCCACAAUUAUUGCAGUAUACUGAUGUUUGAGCCUUUUUUUUUAAACAAAAGAGACACUUAACAGUUCUCAUCCAUAUGCAGGAAGGUUGUUCUUGGCUGUUUAAAUGCCCUUCAUUCCAGCUCCCUCUGCCCUAAAACAUUAAUCUGCAGAUUUAUUCUUGUGGGAUUUGCGUGACUAGUUGGUUUCCAUUUAGUGUCUUUAAUGUAGUGAUUACUAAGGUUUAAUAGCCAACCCCUGUUCACUGUGUUAAAGCAGGCAAUCAUAGAGCCAUAAUUUGACUUAGAGAGCCUAUCAAAACUCUGCUGCGUCUCUCUACUUGCUUUAAUUGCUAAGGAGACUUCGGUGCCCCACAUAACAGAGGCAUUUUCGUGGUGUUGCGAAACAUCCAGUGAUGCCAUGUCCAUUUUUAUCCACCGUGACACACUACUAGAUGUGGAAAACAAGCAAAACUUUUUCUCAUUUUAGUUGUGCCUGUUCUUCAAAUACGAGUUUGUCUAGGGGGAAAUUAGUUUUGCCCUCUUAUGCGAGUAUUUUUUUUUAAGUUAUUCAAACCCUAUUGGCACUUUUUUCCUAAUUUGGAAAACGGCCCACAAAAUCCAGCUUAGCUCUUUGUCAGUGACUUUACAGGCACGAUGAGUCUUUAACCAGCCACAGCUACG
Messenger RNA from Pundamilia nyererei, 2145 nucleotides. RefSeq names its product KH domain containing, RNA binding, signal transduction associated 2 (gene khdrbs2). Lineage: Eukaryota; Metazoa; Chordata; Actinopteri; Cichliformes; Cichlidae. The transcript is spliced from 9 exons. The record is from RefSeq and is a predicted model, not a curated record. Gene Ontology annotation, biological process: regulation of alternative mRNA splicing, via spliceosome. Gene Ontology annotation, cellular component: nucleus. The coding region runs from base 305 to 1339 and encodes 344 amino acids. Gene Ontology annotation, molecular function: mRNA binding; poly(A) binding.